Nomia melanderi (Alkali bee) is the source of this 1922-nucleotide messenger RNA. RefSeq names its product dual specificity mitogen-activated protein kinase kinase lic (gene lic). NCBI's taxonomy places the organism in Eukaryota, Metazoa, Arthropoda, Insecta, Hymenoptera, Halictidae. The record is from RefSeq and is a predicted model, not a curated record. Gene Ontology annotation, biological process: stress-activated MAPK cascade; protein phosphorylation. Gene Ontology annotation, molecular function: ATP binding; MAP kinase kinase activity.
UUCAGAUUGAAUUUACAAAACUGAAAUGGCUGUUGUGAGCAAUUUCAAGCGACUGUUUGAGUUUACUGAAAGCUUCAUAUAUGGGCAACGGAACUUUCAAGUUUUGACAUUAUUGUCGUAAAAUAUCGUCAUGUUAUUAACAAGAACAAGAAUACAAUAAUCAUUACAGUUUGUUUAAACAUGUAUUGUAUUCAAUUCUAUGCACUGCCAAGUUUGCAGGCCUAAUAACAUUUAUUAAUUGUCCAUUGAAUCAUGGCUCUACGACGAAAGAAAAACUUAAAACUACAAGUCUCUGAAGGGACACCUAUGCCUGUUACUCCACCAAGAAAUCUAGAUAAAAGAACUACAAUAACAAUUGGAGAAAGCACAUUUGUAGUAGAAGCAGAUGAUUUAGAAACCAUCUGUAUUCUUGGACGUGGAGCAUACGGUAUAGUGGAUAAAGUACGACAUAAACAAAGUGGCACUAUUAUGGCAGUUAAGAGAAUAACAGCGACAGUUAAUACACAGGAACAAAAACGAUUACUUAUGGAUUUAGAUAUUUCUAUGCGUAGUUCAGCAUGUCCGUAUACAGUACAAUUUUAUGGAGCAUUAUUUAGAGAAGGUGAUGUUUGGAUUUGUAUGGAAGUUAUGGAUAUGAGCCUUGAUAAAUUUUAUACAAAAGUGUAUAAACAUGAUCGUGCCAUUCCUGAGGAUAUCUUGGGAAAAAUUGCUUUUGCAGUAGUCAGUGCAUUGCAUUACUUAUAUUCACAGUUAAGAGUGAUUCAUAGGGAUGUAAAACCUAGUAAUAUUUUAAUUAACCGGAAAGGAGAAGUAAAAAUCUGUGACUUCGGUAUUUCUGGUUAUCUUGUAGAUUCUAUUGCUAAAACAAUUGAUGCCGGUUGUAAACCGUAUAUGGCUCCAGAAAGGAUAGACCCGUCGGGUAACCCUUCACAGUAUGACAUCAGAUCCGAUAUUUGGUCACUAGGUAUAUCUCUUGUUGAAUUAGCAACAGGGAAGUUUCCUUACGCAUCUUGGGGUACACCUUUUGAACAAUUAAAACAAGUUGUAAAAGAUGAUGCACCAAAAUUACCUGCUGGAAAGUUUUCUGCUAAUUUUGAAGAAUUUAUUGAUAAAUGUUUAAUGAAAGAUUAUACACGCCGUCCCAAUUACAAUCAGUUACUGGAACUUAAUUUUAUCAGAGAACAUGCCACGAAAGACACAAAUGUUGCGGAAUUUGUUGGAGAAAUUUUAGAUUUACUUGAAGACGAACAGUCUGUGUAGCAUAGAACUAUUUUUGACAUGAUGUACCACAUGACCUGUAAUGUAACUUCGUAUUGCGUAUCGAAGUUAUUUAAUCGAUUUUCUAUAUCUAAUUUUAUGAAUCGUAUCGUUCACUCAUCAGAUGAAUCCAAGUGAAUUUAAAUUUAGCGUUAAAGAAGAUAUAUAAAAAAUAAUUCCAUCAAAAGUUCACUUUUUUUUAUUUCUUCAAUAUAAAAUCUCUAUAUGAUUGUGCAUAUUAAACCUCCUGAAGUUAACAGAUACUCUAUAAUAAAGAAGUAAAGAUUUGUAAAUAUAUACAAAUAUUUUCUACAUGAUAUAACAAUACUUUGUCAGUGUAAUAGCAUAGAUAUGUUCACAUUAAAAAUUCAGUUGAUCAUUGCAUAUUAUUGUACAACUCAAUCUAUAUUUUAGUAGAACAAUAUAAUUAUACAGUAAUGCACCUGUAAUAAAAAUUAUACUCUACAGUAGCGAUAUUAAUACGUAUAAUGGUGCAAUCAACAAUAAUGUUCACAUCUAUAAAGAUAUUAUAAACUUGUAAAAAUCAUGUAGUGUCUUACAAUAGUUAUAACAGGAGGAGUGCAAAACUAAUUACAUAUUUCUUUUAUACAUAUUGUAGUUGUAUAAUGAAAAUAAAUUACCAAUAAAUGGAAUUAUAAAAUGUA